AACCUGUUGUGGCCGGAGGGGUAGAUCGCCCUCGCUCUCAUCUGCGCACAGACUGUGUGGCAGGGGGAUAAAGUCGCCGGCGCUCGGGUUUCCCCGGAUAGCCUUUUAUUAUUGUUAUUAUUAUUUUUAAAGGGAGGCAGAAGCAAGUCGAAGCCCCUCAGAGUUAACACCUCGAAUCCGCUGCCUUAUCCGCAGCGGAUUGUCCUGAGGCUGCGAUAUUCCUUACUGCUCUCCGAGGGACCAUGCCUGCCAGAUUUGGGGGCUUGGUGACUGCUCGCUUGCUUUCGUUGUUGCUGCUGCUGCUGCUGCUUCUCUCGCAGGUCCACCUCCACAGAACCACGGGCCCCCGGUUUUUAAUAAGUGACCACGACCAAGACCCUCAAUGUAACCUUCAGUGCUCCAGAUCUGCUGUCAAGCCUCUCUGCGCUUCCGAUGGCAGGACUUACGAAUCAAUGUGUGAUUAUCAGAGAGCAAAGUGCAAGGAUUCCAAUCUGAAUGUGGCACAUCGAGGCAGAUGUAAAGAUGCUGGUCAGAGCAAAUGCAGAUUAGAAAGAGCCCAAGCACUGGAUCAAGUGAAGAAGCCACAAGAAGCGGUCUUCGUUCCAGAGUGUCAUGAGGAUGGAUCAUUUACCCAAGUCCAGUGCCACACCUACACUGGAUAUUGCUGGUGUGUCACUCCAGAUGGCAAGCCUAUCAGUGGUUCUUCUGUGCAGAACAAAACUCCUGUAUGCUCAGGCUCAGUAACCGACCGGCCGUUAGGACAGGGUAAUUCUGGAAGAAAAGUUUCUUUUCAAUUUUUUUUAACUCUCAAUUCAGAUGAUGGUUCAAAACCAACACCCACCAUGGAAACACAACCAAUUUUGGAUGGAGAAGAAAUUACAGCCCCUACACUUUGGAUUAAACACUUGGUCAUCAAAGAUUCCAAACUGAACAGCUCUAGUAUGAAAAAUUCAGAGAAAAUUAAUUCUUGUGAUCAAGAAAGGCAGAGUGCACUUGAGGAAGCCAAGCAGAAUCCACGUGAAGGAAUUGUUAUCCCUGAAUGUGCCCCUGGAGGACUGUACAAACCGGUGCAGUGUCAUCAGUCCACCGGCUACUGCUGGUGUGUUCUGGUAGACACUGGUCGACCCCUACCUGGCACUUCUACCCGAUAUGAGACCCCUGUAUGUGAAAGCGAUGCUCGAUCCAGAAGUCCAGAAAUUGAUGAUCCUUUCAAAGACCGAGAACUUCCAGGUUGCCCAGAAGGGAAAAAAGUAGAAUUUAUUACCAGUUUACUGGAUGCUCUCACCACAGAUAUGGUACAGGCUAUUAACUCAGCAGCACCUGCUGGAGGUGGAAGGUUCUCUGAGCCUGAUCCCAGUCAUACCCUGGAAGAGCGGGUGGUACAUUGGUACUUCAGCCAGCUGGACAACAAUAACAGCAGUGACAUCAACAAAAGGGAGAUGAAACCCUUCAAGCGCUACGUGAAGAAGAAAGCCAAGCCCAAGAAAUGUACACGACGCUUCACUGACUACUGUGAUCUCAACAAAGACAAGUCUAUCUCACUUCAGGAAUUGAAAGGCUGUUUGGGGGUCAGGAAGGAAGAAGCAUUGGCAGCUUCCCACAUGGAAAAAGGCAAGGUGUUAAUCCUUUCAGACGUCUUGUCUAAGAGGAUAUGCCAUGGAUGGAUGGAAGGAUGGAAUGGCCAUCUGAAAACAUGUAGGACUGGCAACACCCAGUAUAGCAGAAGUGGCAGUCACAACAUUUGCACUUUGUUAAAAAAACAAAAGAAGAGAAAAAUUGUCUACAUAUAAUACAGGUUUUUUUUAGUAAUCUGAAGACAUUUGGAAAGAAAACUGAACAUCCACUUGGGAUUUAAAUCUUAAGGACUUGAAAAAAUGUUUAAUAUACUGUACAUAAAAUGUAAAUUACACAGUGAUUUUCUGUUGGUUAUAGGAUGACUAUUUGAUUCCUGCCCAGUUUUUUGUUUCCUUUGUUUCCUUUUUAAGAGGCACAGCAGUUUCAGGAAUGUCUUUCUGGACAGGAGUGUCUUCUUAACGCCACUCAAUCUUUGUUAAGUGAUAUCAGCUCAGCCUUCAUUACAUUCAUUACAGAGAUUAUUGGAGGGUUCUUUAUAAAAUGUUGUAAAUCACUGAUGAGGAAAUGAUCUAAAUAUGUAAUCUAUGGCAGUGGUCCCUAGUUCUAGUCCAUGGACUGCUAGCAGGCUGCAGCCUGUCGGGAACUGGGCCGCACAUGUGGCUGGUGAGUACGCCAAGCUCCAUUUGCACAAGUGGCAGGCAUGUGCGUGAAAUCACCUCUUCCUCCUCCUGCCGCUACCACUGCUGCCAGUCUGCAGAGCCAGAAAGGUUGAGGAUCGCUGAUCUGGGGGAAUAUUCAAGAAACGUAAAAGUGAGCAGUAUGAAAUUAUAAAUGGGGGUGGAGACUUCAUGGCACUCCAGAUAUUGUGUGACUUUAAUAUACACAUGUUUAGCCAGCAUAUCCAGUGUUCACUUAGCAAAAAUGAGACAAAAUCUCUGCCCAGUUCAGGAAUCGAAAAUAAAACAGCCUUACAAAAUAGCUGUCAUAACCUGGCUAGAGCACCUCCUAUGCACAAAGCCCAGCCUGGAUACUUGGUUCCUUGAGUGAACCGUUCCUAUUGAUAGGGGUUUUUUUCCCUCUCAUUCAGAAGGAAUCUCCCUUCAGGUCAUUAUUCUGGAACAAGAGACGACUUUGGAUAUUAUUUUGUGUGAAGUGUUCCACAUUGUAGUGUCCACCAGUUGAUCAUUGUGAGGACAGACUACUGGGGUCAGAGGUCCAGUACAGCCAGAAUCUCACUGUUUAUAUUCUUAAUUUUUUGGUCCUGGCUGUUUUAGUGUUUAGGAAAAGCAAGAGUGAGUUGCAACAAUGACUUUUUUGGAUUGUGGUUUACUGUAAAAUGGAUUUUUGUCUCGUGGAUCGCCAUCACCCCCUGCUGGCUUUUCUGAUGUAUCACAUACAAUGAAAGUGUCUUCAAACUCUUCUUUUGCAUACUGUGUUCUUUUUCCUUUCUUUUGUUCACAACACUUAUUCUGUAUGCAUUCAAAUUAUUUUGUUUGCAUAUACAGUGUAAAAAGUCUAUUUUGUCCAUAUGAAUGAAGAACAAUUUGUAAAGAAUGUUGUUAAAAGAGUUUUUCUUCACUCGGAUCUUCCUCUCAGCCCCCUUAUACUUAUUGUUAACAAUGCCAGAGAAUCAGAGACCAUGCCAAAUUCUUCUCUCACUUUGCCUUACUAUUUUGUGAAAAUGAAUGUUGUGUAGUUCUGUCAAAGGGCAUCUGUGGCACCUUUAGUUUGGUAGUUUUUCUUCCAAGGAACUUCUUUCAGAACCUGUUGGGUUAGAGCAGCAUAUAAAUCCCAGUAAAUUAAUAAAGAUACAUAAACUUUU
Molecule: messenger RNA, 3397 nt
Organism: Pantherophis guttatus
Lineage: Eukaryota; Metazoa; Chordata; Lepidosauria; Squamata; Colubridae
Gene: SMOC1
Product: SPARC related modular calcium binding 1
Biological process (GO): extracellular matrix organization
Cellular component (GO): basement membrane
Molecular function (GO): heparin binding; extracellular matrix binding; protein binding
Source: RefSeq, a predicted model, not a curated record